This is a messenger RNA of Tigriopus californicus, 1519 nucleotides long. Its product is annotated as vitamin D3 receptor-like. The record is from RefSeq and is a predicted model, not a curated record. Bases 8 to 1354 code for a protein of 448 amino acids. The transcript has a single exon. Lineage: Eukaryota; Metazoa; Arthropoda; Copepoda; Harpacticoida; Harpacticidae. Gene Ontology annotation, biological process: cell differentiation; positive regulation of transcription by RNA polymerase II; hormone-mediated signaling pathway. Gene Ontology annotation, molecular function: nuclear receptor activity; zinc ion binding; RNA polymerase II cis-regulatory region sequence-specific DNA binding.
CAGAAACAUGAACGAUCCGGACCAGGAGUUCGAUCAGACGUUGGAAAGCUUUAUCACGGACCAGUUUAUUCGCGAUAUUCUCUCAGAGGAACCCCUCGACCCAUUUAACUUGGAAGUGCCAGAGGACUCUACUGCUAAUACAACAAUAUCUACCGAGGGCUCCUCCCAUUCCAAGACAUUGAAGUUGCCAUCAUCUCUUCCAACUCAUUCCCCGAGGCUGUGCCAUGUGUGCAACCUUCCAGCUGGAAAGCAUAAUUAUUACGGAGGACAAGUGUGUGAAAGCUGUCGAGCCUUCUUCCGACGUUCCAUUCAAAACCAAACCCAUCCGAUAUACCAAUGCAAGGCCUUAAAGAACUGCAUAAUUGACUCAAAAUCCAGGAAAAGUUGCACCUGGUGCCGAUUCAAGAAGUGCCUUUUCGCCGGAAUGAAUCCGAAAUGGAUUAUCACCGAUCAGGAGAGGAAAACCAAGCUUGAAGCCAAGCGUGGUAAGAUUAUGAAGGCCACGAUGAAAAGAGAUUUUGUGCCAAUCCAAAGAACGGUUGAGCUCAAGUUUACAAUUGAGGAACAACUGAAGGUUCAACGACUCUCUGACCACGCAAGGAAAUUUAAAGUGUCGGUGCUGGCCAAGCACCUGGCUAGUGAUUUAACCCCAUUGCAGACUCUUUGGAAACUUGCCCUUAAUUUGGGGACACCUACUGUAGAGUUCAUUCAUUUUCUUGAGGAGAAAGAGAAAUCCAUUUUCAAGACCAUAGCCUUAGGGCUAGAGGAAAUGACCGAUUUGGAUUUGCAGGAUCGAGAGACUUUGGUUCAAAAGAACAGCACAGCCUUUUUUGCCCUUAUCAUGUCCAUUUACUUUAACCCGGGGGACUUUGGGCGACAUCUGGAGGAAAUUUUGAUGGCGUUGGAUAUUGCUUUGCAAUCUAAUGACAAUCCAGCCCUGACGACCGCUAUGGAAACGCUUGAGGUGAUCAAGAUGAGCAAUUUUCAAGGGCUCUCAUUUGACACUUUCUACUCUAAUUGUCCUAACAAAAAUGUCAAUCUUUCAAAAGCUCAAAAAAAUUUGAUGGGCAAAAUACAAAGCGCUCUCAGGGAAAUUCCGAACCAGCCCAUUGACACCAUCAUUACUUGCAUUGUCAUCCUCAACCUGAUAUUUGCAUCCGAUGGGAGCAGCAACCUCAAGGACAGCAAGAAAGUGGAACGGAUUCAGAACAACCAAGUGUUCAUGCUUCAUAGAUAUCUCAGAUCCAAGUUUGGAGAUAAAGCUCGGGCAAAGAUGGGAAAAUUAGUGAUGCUUAUGUCUUACACGCAAGAAGCUUACUCUUUACAUCGCCAAAUGGUAUCGCUUUCACUUUGAUUUGAACAUUGCUUUCGAAGUAGUACCUUUAAACUUGACAACGAAAACAACUUACGUACAUACUAGUUGCAACUUAAGGGAGACUGAAUAUUGACAAUCGUGCAACUAACGAAAAAAAUGAUAAUCAUGUACAAAAUAAAUCAAAAUGACCAGAUCUACUUUUAA